Messenger RNA from Truncatella angustata, 495 nucleotides. RefSeq lists its product as uncharacterized. The record is from RefSeq and is a predicted model, not a curated record. Bases 1 to 495 code for a protein of 164 amino acids. Gene Ontology annotation, cellular component: intracellular membrane-bounded organelle. Gene Ontology annotation, biological process: vacuolar protein processing. Lineage: Eukaryota; Fungi; Ascomycota; Sordariomycetes; Amphisphaeriales; Sporocadaceae. The transcript has a single exon.
AUGGCGCAAAAAGCGAGAAAGGACAGGGCCAAGUCCAACGCAGAGUCGCUCAAAAAUCUCCAUCUGGGAACCCUGAUUGUUAACACGUGGUUUGUACUGGCCAACCUCCUAUUCAAGCGCAGAUCGUUGUGGCUCUACGUCCUUCUUUCUAUCCCGGCCUUCGCCUGCGAGUAUAUCCUAGAGUCUACGGGGCGUCCCAAAUAUGAUCCAUCGACCAAGGCCCUGAAGACAGCCGGCGAAGACCUCAGCGCACCCGGAUUGACCGAGUACAUGUGGGAUAUCGUGUGGGUCACGUGGGCCAGUGUUGUUGCGGUUAUUUUCUUCGGAAACGGUGGCUGGAUCUUGUGGGCUGCCGUUCCUGUCUUUGCUGUCAUUAAAGGAUGGGGCCUCUUCGGCGCAGCACGAAACAUGGCUGGUGGUAUGCAACAGCCACCAGACGCUGCUGCCGCCGCUCCCGCGCCUGUUGGGAACCGCAAGCAACGACGAGCUGCUUGA